This is a messenger RNA of Drosophila simulans, 737 nucleotides long. RefSeq lists its product as uncharacterized. Lineage: Eukaryota; Metazoa; Arthropoda; Insecta; Diptera; Drosophilidae. Gene Ontology annotation, biological process: positive regulation of voltage-gated potassium channel activity; regulation of synaptic transmission, cholinergic; sleep. The transcript is spliced from 3 exons. The record is from RefSeq and is a predicted model, not a curated record. The coding region runs from base 166 to 612 and encodes 148 amino acids.
AGAGGGACUUUGCUGCUGGAGCUGCGCUAUUGCCGUUGUUACAACCACCAACGCCUCACAAUUUCAGACGUGCAGCAGACAUCGUUGACGGCGGUUGAUAAUCGUGCCUGACUUAAAAACAUUCGUUUUCGAAAAGCAAUUCCCACACUCGAAGUAUUCGCGAAAAUGGUGUCCGCUCUGAAAUGCAGUUUGGCCGUGGCCGUUAUGAUCAGUCUGGCUUGUUCGGCCUACGCCAUCAAGUGCUACCAGUGCGAGUCCCUCACGAUGCCCAAGUGUGGCCUGAAGUUCGAGGCCGAUGAGACCUUGCUGCUGGACUGCUCCAGGAUCGGACCCCCCCGCUACCUGCAGAACUUCUUCCCCCUGCGGAACGCCACUGGAUGCAUGAAGAAGACCCUCGAGAGCGUGGCCGGACAUCCGCAGAUCGUGAGGAGCUGCUACUUCGGGGACAUCAACAACAUCCAAGCUGGCUGCCAGUCGGAUCCCUCCAUGCCCUUCGUUAAGCAGCUGGGCUGCGACGUCUGCACCAAGGACGAGUGCAACGGCUCCUCCUCCCUGGCCCCCAUUGCCGGAGCCAUCCUGCUCUUCUUCGGCGUGGCUCGUCUGCUGGCCUAGAUCUUAACUAGCUAGUUAAUUACCUGUGCGUAGUAUUUAACGAUCUUGUUCUCUGUAAAUUUCUUCUAAAUUUAUUUUAAUAAUAAAUGCACGACGAAUGGUUGUCAUAGCAACAUACCAAACUA